CGAUGUAAACACACUGACUUCCUGCACCAAGGAAACGUUGCAGAAACCCUAAUCUGUUCAGACCACUUCCAGUUUUAUGUUGCAUGAUCCGGACUGACAGUAUGGAAGAAUUUCCGCAGAAGUUUAGCAAAGUUCUGGUAACUCCAGACCCACACUACAUACCUGGCUAUGCGGGAUACUGCCCCCAGUUGAAGUACCACCACGGACAGACCUACGGUAAACUGACGGCGCAGCUGCUGUCGUCUCCCGAAGCGUCGCUCUCGCGCCGCCUCGUGCUGCAGACGGCGCGCGCCGCACUCCCGGAUGCAGACAGUGAGCAGCAGCAGCAGCAGGAGGAGGAGGAGACGUGCAGGAGUCGCCGUGGUGACGGCAGAUAUUCAGGGAGGAUGAUUCCAGGAUACACAGGCUUUGUCCCCAAAAGCCAGAACUACUUCUCCCGCAGCUACGCUGAAACUUGCCGGAGGGCUCUGUCCGAGUUUGAGAGAGAGCGCAGGAAGCGGCUGCACGUGGCCGCACUGGCCGCUCCGUCGCCUGUCGAGAACAAGGCCGCGCCGGAGCUCAAAAGCACCAGACAUCAUGCUCCACUGACUUCCAUCUCCAGAGAGCCCACCGCUUACAGAUCUCUGAAUCAAUGGAAGCCACUGGGGUCCCCUUACCUUAUGGAGGACAGCAAUCCUAACAAGUACUUUAUUUCAGGUUUUACAGGCUAUGUACCCAAGUCCCGUUUCCUCAUUGGUAUGGGAUACCCGGUCACGACCAACAAAGCACUGAUUCAGUUCAACAGUGAGCGGAGAAGGCACAUCAGCAACACUCAGCUUCCUGGGAAAGAUGAAGCUGUUCUGCCUCCUCUUGUCAACAUCUACUCCUCUGACCAGGGUUUGCUACCCUCAUACACUGGACAUGUGCCAGGAUACAAGUUCAGAUACGGCCAGACUUUUGGACAGCUUACCCAGAAUUCUUUAGAUGUGCGAAGGCAGACAGAGGACAACGAAUAGACAGGAGAAAGUGAACUGCUGUAGUAAGCUGUUGAAGAAUGGAAAUUAAAAGGAAUCAAAGCGAUUCAUUAAACCAAACAAAAAAUGAAGCAUCAUUGUGAAAUCAGGUCAAAUUAUUUAUUUAGUUGCCUGGUUUUUAGGGAAUAAUCAUAUCAAUGAAUUAUUGCACAUCAUGACCCAAGGAGGGUUUAUUUUCAUUAAGAAGAUAUCGCAAGUGAGAUAUCAUUUUAUGCAAGAUUUUGUCAUUUCUUUUAUAGCAGCUUUGUGAGAGAUUUGUCACUGGUCAUCUGCACUGUUAUUUCAAUUCAAUUUUUUAUAAAGCGCUCUUCUCAUGCAGACACCAGGUUCAUUGGUGAUGUUCUCCUUUCAAACAAAAUGAGUUUCUAAGGCAUGCUAUAUAGAUCCUGAAAUACUUCAAAAUGCAGCUAGAUUUUCUUAAGGUUUGUAGUUGAAUAAUAUUUUCACUCUAUUGUACCUUCUGUUGCAUUUCAUAUUUGCUGUGGUAAUCAAAGUAUU
Scleropages formosus (Asian bonytongue) is the source of this 1511-nucleotide messenger RNA. RefSeq names its product ciliary microtubule inner protein 2B (gene cimip2b). NCBI's taxonomy places the organism in Eukaryota, Metazoa, Chordata, Actinopteri, Osteoglossiformes, Osteoglossidae. The record is from RefSeq and is a predicted model, not a curated record. Bases 84 to 995 code for a protein of 303 amino acids. The transcript is spliced from 6 exons.